AUGUUCUUAUUAGUGUGCAGUGCAAGCGCCGUAGAGGAGAAGCUACGAAACAAUAUUAUGAAAGACUAUAACAAGAAAGCUCGCCCUGUGAUCAAGGAAACAGAUGUGGUUCACAUUUUCAUAGACAUCGCACUGCUGCAGUUGAUGAAAGUGGUGAGUGCAAAGUUUUAUUGUGGUUUGCCCCUAUCUCGAGAUAUUUUACUAAUGAGCAUCAAAGUAAUCUGAUUUUGCGUUAAUAAGUCUUGCACCGUUGUGCUCCCUGAGAAAAAUUGCGCCACUCUCUCAACCAAUCAGAUACAAACCUUGAAACAGUUCGAAAUUGCUCACUCCCGCUUUCCCGUGCUGGUGGUGGUGGUUUACAUGAUUUACCUUCGUAUUUGGAUUGUCAUCGGCUUCUCGUGAUCUUUACUCAGUUGUGAUGAACUGUUACGAGACAACAAGAGCUGUGCAUGUUAUCUUGACUGUUAUGAUUAGUUUGGCUUUACAAAACUGAAUCGAAAAGCAGUCUAGUCUUUCAACUAUCACUAUAAUUUUCAGGUGAGUCACCGGUUGCACUCGGCUGCACUUCUUCAGGUGAAAGUCAAUAUAGCGUCAGCUGAAACCACGAGAUUACAAAAUCUCCUCGUGAAAUCGAUUAAACUAAACAGCCUUUCGAUUUAG
Molecule: messenger RNA, 660 nt
Organism: Pocillopora meandrina
Lineage: Eukaryota; Metazoa; Cnidaria; Anthozoa; Scleractinia; Pocilloporidae
Source: the annotation of a GenBank genome assembly